Molecule: messenger RNA, 1395 nt
Organism: Drosophila elegans
Lineage: Eukaryota; Metazoa; Arthropoda; Insecta; Diptera; Drosophilidae
Gene: Argk2
Product: arginine kinase
Exons: 1
Coding region: 64-1236 (390 amino acids)
Biological process (GO): phosphocreatine biosynthetic process
Molecular function (GO): creatine kinase activity
Source: RefSeq, a predicted model, not a curated record
AUAGUGUAACUUUCAAAUUUCGGUCACCCUGGCUUGGAACAUUCGAAUAUUGGCUCUUUUAAAAUGGUGUUACAAACACAACCCCGGCUUAAACUUGGAAUAUUAAAUCGGUGGACACAUCUAGCAAUCAAUCGCUAUGCUAGCAAAAGUGGUGCUAAGAUCGACAAGGAUUUGCUGAAGGACAUGGAGGAGAGCUACAAGAAGCUGGUCGAUUCCAAGUCCAAGUCGCUGCUGAAGAAGCAUCUCACCAAGCAGAUCUUCGACAAGCUGAAGACCCAGACGACGCCGACGUUCAACUCCACACUGAUGCACUGCAUCAGUUCGGGACUGUGCAACCAUGACUCCGGCGUGGGUCUCUACGCUCCAGAUGCGGAGGCAUACAAGGUGUUCGCCGAUCUUUUCGAUCCCGUCAUCGAGGAGUACCACAAAGGCUUCAAGAAGACGGACAAGCAGCCCAAGCCCUGUUUCGGUCAGGGCAAGGACUUCGAAAACCUGGAUCCCGCCGGCAACUUCAUCGUAUCGACGCGGGUCCGGUGCGGAAGAGCCGUCAAAGGGUACCCCUUCAAUCCCUGCCUGAGGGAACGUGAUUACCUGGAGCUGGAGAGCAAGCUUUGCAAGGCACUAAUGACGCUCACCUGCGAACACAGGGGCACCUACAUGCCACUCACUGGAAUGGACGAAGCGGUCCAGAAGCAGCUCAUCGACGACCACUUUCUGUUCAAGCAGGGCGAUCGGUUUUUGGCGGCCGCAGGAGCCUCUCGUUUUUGGCCAACCGGCAGGGGCAUCUUCCUGAACGAGCCCAAGGACUUCAUGGUCUGGUGCAACGAGGAGGACCACAUUCGCGUCAUCGCGAUGGAGAAGGGUGGCGAUCUGGGCAGGGUCUACAAUCGCAUGGUUGCCGGCGUGGAUGCCCUGGGCAAGGAGAUCGAGUUCACCAGGGACGACCGGCUUGGCUAUCUGACCUUCUGUCCCACCAACCUGGGCACCUCCAUUCGCGCCUCGGUGCAUAUUAAGCUGCCCAAUCUCAUGGACCAGCCGGAUGAGUUGCAGAAGCUGGCCAAGGAGUACCAUCUCCAGAUCCGCGGCACUUCGGGGGAGCAUUCGGAGGCCAAGGACGGGGUGCACGACAUAUCCAACCAGCGAAGGAUUGGACUCACCGAGUACGAGAUCAUCAAGGAAAUGCAUGACGGGAUUAAGGGCCUCAUUGAAGCCGAAUGCAAGGCAAAGAAAGCUUAGAUUGAAUGUUUGGAAUGCACAUUAUCUUUUAGGUUCUAAAUUUAACCAGUACAAAAAAUCAAUCCAGACUUACCUAUCUUCACAAAAUUAUAUUGUUCAAAGCAAUAGUAAUACUUUACCUGCAAUAAAUUAAUUUUUUAUAAAACUUUCUUAAAAAAA